Molecule: messenger RNA, 2396 nt
Organism: Phytophthora nicotianae INRA-310
Lineage: Eukaryota; Oomycota; Peronosporomycetes; Peronosporales; Peronosporaceae
Exons: 3
Coding region: 1017-2270 (417 amino acids)
Biological process (GO): nuclear-transcribed mRNA poly(A) tail shortening
Cellular component (GO): nucleus; CCR4-NOT complex; cytoplasm
Molecular function (GO): poly(A)-specific ribonuclease activity
Source: RefSeq, a predicted model, not a curated record
CCACAAAGCACGAGAGCUCGCCACGCAGCCGCAUCGUCGGCUCCCCGCCGCCCCUCGCGCGUCUCCCAAGCCCACUCCGCCUCCUCUAACCAGCUACGCGCGUAGUCCUUACUGCCACCUCGUGUCCGUGCUCUUCUGGCGCUGGUAGACUGGUUCUAGCCUGAGAUCUGUGGCCAAGAACAAGUUCGAAUUGCCGUACCGAGAGUUCGGAUGCCCCCAGGGCUGCCACUUACUGCCAAACGGUGCGUCUUGGUGUACACCAUGCACGUCCUAUAUACUUCUCGCGGCUUCUGAGCAGCGUAAGCAGCCAACAUGGCUGUAUAACGCUCUAUUGAAGCCUAAAACAGGGUCUAGAUGCUCACAGUCUACCGGUGCUUCCCUUGCGCCCUACCAUUUCCCCUGCUGCAAUGUAGAACCGCUCGCCUAUGAAAAAGAGCCACCCCAUGUCGCCAUCUCCCUCGUCAACGCGUGGCCCACGCUCAGUAUCGCCGCCGAAAGGAUCUCCAGUGCACGGAGAGGGCAAGAUUUCACUGCGCGUAGAUCAGCCAGUGGAGGGCUGCACGAUGAUGACGCACGCCUUCUUCCGCUCCGGAGACGGCGACAUCGACGACAAGGAUGUGGACAUGCAAUUCCACUGGUACAGGUCCUCCAUGCGACGAGCAUGUGCCAAUAGUGAAUGUACGCGCCACACCAGCGACGGUGCUGGCAAUGUACUGCUUCUUGUGGCCAAGAUCGAGUGUGUGCAGUGCUGUCGACUGGGCAUUUCGAGGGAACACUCGUGUUUCUGCAGCCCAGACUGCUUCCGCUUGGCCUGGCACAAGCACAAACAGCUGCACGAUACACAGGCACUGGUCGAGGCGCAGCUACGACAAGGAAUCGACUUUCCGUGGAAGUCGCAAUUGCACAAUAUGGACACGUUCUGCCCGCUGCCGAAGGAAUCGUGGGUCAAGGUGCAGGAUGAAAAGUAGGGAACCGUGUCGUUGACCCCUUUGGUCGAGACUGAGUUUCUCACGCACAUGCCGCUCUUGUCUUACAGUCGGUCGUACUCGCCAACCGCCGCGGACGUUGGCCAUGUGAUUCGAGUAGAGUGUAAGGCCACCAAGCGUGUCGGCGGCGGCGUGCUGACCAAGACAGUCGACACUGGGCUCGUGUUGCCGUUUCCGCCCAUGCCACCAAGGCGGCAGAUGCUGGCGAACGUGAACGAAGAGCGGCUGACACCGCGACUACGGCAGAUUGGCGUCUUCCGCGUGCUCACGUACAAUAUCCUGGCCGAGAUCUACGCGACACGGCAGAUGUAUCCGUACUGCCCGAUUUGGGCUCUUAGCUGGUCGUUCCGGAGAGAAUUACUGAAGCGCGAGUUGCAGUCGUACAAUGCCGACAUCAUUUGUCUCCAAGAAGUGCAAGGCGACCACUACAAGAGCUUCUUUGCGCCGAUGAUGGAAGAAUGGGGAUAUGAAGGCUGGUAUCUGAAGAAAUCACGUGAGUCCAUGGGUCUUGAGGGCAAAGUGGAUGGCUGCGCUCUAUUUUACAAGCGCAAUCGCUUCAUUCUGAAGGAACGGUACCCAGUUGACUUUAAUGAGCUGGCGAACGACUUUCUCAAGCAGGUGCAGACGGAGUACGACCUAGACUACCAGGGUCCGUCGAUGGCUGCGCGUGAAAUGUUCCUGUCAACGCUUAACAAGAUGCGGCAACGCCUUCAGCGUGACAAUGUGGCGCAGAUCACAGUGUUAGAGGUGGUUCCAGCGAACAACGAAAUGGUUGCACGAAAGUCUCAAUCUGGACCGUUGAUCUGUGUCGCGAACGUGCAUAUUUUCUCCAAUCCCAAGUUCCCGGACGUUAAGAUGUGGCAGACAAAUAUGCUGGCGAAGCAGCUUGAACGGGUGACACUUAAUCGCAACUUGCCCACGAUAUUAUGUGGAGAUUUUAACAGCGAACCUUCUAGCGCUGUGUACGAGUUUAUGACUCGUAACCAUGUUCCGCUCGACCACCCCGACAUUCAGCAUCCACCACCUCAGCUCGCAAACAUCUACGCGUCGCUCAAUUUAGAGCACAACAUUGGCUUUGCCAGUGCUUAUGCUUCAGUGUUUGGAGCUGAACCAGAGUAUACCAACUACACAGGUGCGAUCAGUAGGAUUGGAUGUGAUUAUAGGAGGUCUCUAACUGAAGCGUUAUUGCUCGUUAUCAGGUCACUGGACAGGUGUGGUGGACUACGUAUGGUACACACCGGAGACGCUGACUCCGUUCGCCGGGCUGAAGGUACACCCACCUGAAGUGCUCGAGGCCUAUUCAAAGACGGCGCUGCCCAACUGCCAGUUCCUAUCGGACCAUAUUCCUCUGUGUCUAGACUUUAGCAUUAAGGCAGCCGCCAUCAACAAUGGAAGAUACUGAUAGAAGAA